AGCAAUCGGCGUUUGCUCUUCUUUAUUUCUCAUUUUUAGCAAAUUAUUAGACAUAUUUUUACGUUUAAAAGUCCUUGUAGAAACCAUGUUCGAUACAACUAAAUACUUUCCACGUUCGAUUGAUUCGGAUCACCCUUCCCAAGAGGAGCCCAGUGAGCCUCCACUUUUGGACAUCCCGGUAACCUAUGAUAUGGUCCACAAUCUGGAAGGCAAGUUUUUGGAUAAAAGUGUCAUGGAAGAAGCGUUAGAAGCUGAUCAGGAUAUUGAUACUGAGGAUAAACAAAGCAUAGAGACCGAUUUCUCUACAACUCCCCAAUUGAUGAUUAUAUUUGAGGAAGGGGACAUCAAUAGUGCCCUGCACUUUCUAAUUGAAUCCGUCCAUAAUCCCUUUGCCCCAAAUGCAGUAGCUAUGGUUCUGGUGGAAGAGAAAAUUCGCGAGGAGAUCGUCAAGAGAAUCCGGCCAAAGCUCCAUCCCCUUUGUGAAUCCGUGGCCGAACAUCCAAAUUUUCUGGCAGCAUUGGAAACAUUAGAGACAUCCAAUCUGGACUGUAUUAGAGCCGACAUUACAGAGGUGGCCCCACCGCUGGCCUCGCCGAUUUUUGUUUGCGAAUGCACCCAUGAUGUGCUCGGCGAUUUCCCAACUGGAGUCAUAACAUUUCACACAUUCCGCAACAGCCAGGAGGCCAUCGACAUUUGCCAGCGGGAAACCCUGCCCUUCGCAUCCGUCUCAGUUUGGACCGAAUCCCUGGACUGCUGUUACGAGCUGGCGGUGGCUCUCAGCUCUCCCACUUAUUUUCUGAACUGCACGAACGUGGAUUUGUCACCGAUCUCCAGGCAGCACAAGGCCAAGCUAAAUUACGCAUUGAUUGAAAACGGAUUUCAUUUCGAGACCAUGCACAUCUACAAUCAGUUUAAGUGCAUUGUCUUCCCCAUCGGCGAAUUAAUUCUGCCAAGUCCCGAAGACCCGAAGGAGGUGCCAGAGCCCACCUCCUUUUUGGAAUCUUAGGAUUACAAAAUCUUGUUUGUUUCCUCAUCAAUAACUUCACUUCCCAGCCAAAUUACGCUGCCAAAAAUGUUUGCUCAAUACAAAUUUAAAGUUAUUUUUGGGGGUUUUUAUGAUAAUUGACAUUGAUGAUACGAUCGAAUAUGAUGGCAGCUGUCAGCGGUAAUAACCAUAAUUCUUUUAUUUCGGAUAUCGAUUUUUUGGGUCGCGUUAAUGAACGCAGAUUAUGUAAAUUCAGGUUGCAAAACAAGUCGACUGAAGCAUGACUAAUUUUGGCUUGGAGCGAACUGUCACUUUAAGUUUUUCAAUACUUGGUAUAUUAAUGCUUUCACAAACUGGUUUAAUCUCUAGUAAUUAUUUGAUGGAUUUGGCACUCCAACUUUAAACUCCGCUUUGGUUAGGCUAUAGGCGAUCUUCACUGCCCAUUUCCAAACCGUUAAAACCUUCACGAUGCUUGGGUGUAUAAAUUUACGAUCGCAAAGCAUUCAGGAGUCACCACAAGCCGGACUGUUCGCCUCUGUCUCAUAAACCAAUCUCUUUAUGGGAGGCUGAUGGGAGUGUGAGUGACGCCAACUCGUCGCUUUCUGGCACUUAAGGUGCGAGUCCAAAAAUAAAGCCACGCUCAUCAAUGCGAUUAUCAGUUUUGGUAUUUUUUCUGCCCUGGAAUGUAUUUUGCAUAAAUCUUCCACCGAAUGUCUGGCCGAAUAUGGGGAGAGGGCUCAUCAGGUGCAGUCUAACUGCAGUCACACCCUCCUGGCAGACCCAUCCUGCUUGGCCGUUGGGAAAUUCAUUAUAAAAUGCGGUUUGAAUUAUUUGUCAAAAUGUCUGGUCC
Molecule: messenger RNA, 1835 nt
Organism: Drosophila gunungcola (fruit fly)
Lineage: Eukaryota; Metazoa; Arthropoda; Insecta; Diptera; Drosophilidae
Exons: 1
Coding region: 86-1006 (306 amino acids)
Molecular function (GO): oxidoreductase activity, acting on the aldehyde or oxo group of donors, NAD or NADP as acceptor
Source: RefSeq, a predicted model, not a curated record